Messenger RNA from Laccaria bicolor S238N-H82, 171 nucleotides. RefSeq lists its product as uncharacterized. The record is from RefSeq and is a predicted model, not a curated record. The transcript is spliced from 2 exons. NCBI's taxonomy places the organism in Eukaryota, Fungi, Basidiomycota, Agaricomycetes, Agaricales, Hydnangiaceae. The coding region runs from base 1 to 171 and encodes 56 amino acids.
AUGACAGCUGCUGAAAUCCUGGACGUUCCCAACGAGAAGAAGUGCUGGCGCUCAAUUUUUCAAGUUAGAGCGUACGUGGUUGCGAAGCAAGACGAGGAGGGGAUGACUUGGCAUCUUUAUCUUCACCCUGGCUUGAACGGGAACAGGCAAGGUAGCCAACACAGGGAAUGA